Molecule: messenger RNA, 860 nt
Organism: Vitis vinifera (wine grape)
Lineage: Eukaryota; Viridiplantae; Streptophyta; Magnoliopsida; Vitales; Vitaceae
Product: FCS-Like Zinc finger 6
Exons: 2
Coding region: 189-596 (135 amino acids)
Source: RefSeq, a predicted model, not a curated record
AGGAACCCUCCAUAAGAUUAAUAAUAAAAUUACUUAAAUAAUAAUAAGAGUCCGAGACUGAUCCAAAACUUCUUCAAGCUGCAUCCUUAAACCCUAAACCCUAAUAAUAAUACGAGUCCGAGCUUGAUCCAAAACUUCUCCUAAACCCUAAUUUUCUUCCUUCCUCUCCAAGAUACUCCAUUAGAUCAAUGAGCAAGAAACGGAGUCGAGUUGUGUGGUCGUCGAGUCUUGGAGACACAGGUCUGUUCAACAACAUACAGCCCAUAGAAACUCCGGCAGCCGUUUCAAGACCAAAGCCGAAGCAAUGGGAGCGGCCUCGCCGGAGCAUUCUGACGUUGGGGUCACCGCUGAAGGACUCGAACGAUGAUGGAUCUGACAUUGACGAAAGCUUUGGGGUGUUUCUUCAGUCUUGUUUCUACUGCAGAAGGAAGAUUAGUCCAAAGGAUGAUGUAUUCAUGUCUGGGUGCGUAUAUAUGCGUUACCUGCGCGCAUUUUGCUCCGAGUCAUGCCGAACCACACACAUUGCUCUGGAGGAGGCCGAGCAAGACGCGGCUUCCCGACCAACACAAGCCACUGACUGCCUCACCUCCAUUUAAAAAUUUUAAUACUUGACUCAAACUGUGUAGAGAAAGCGAAGAGCUGCUGUUAUUAUGCUGACAACAGCUUAUGCUGGAUACUUUUUUUUUCUCAUUUCAUUUGUUAGAAGUAGGUCGGAGAAGAGAAGAAGCUGCAUGUAAAGCAGGGCAUAGAGCUUUGUAUUUUUUAUUCUUUUGGAUUUACAGGGUAAGGGCUGUCAUAUGGCUGUAUCUGCAAAUCGAUAAAGCAUUGAUCUUCAUGAGAUGUUCAUAUACUUGUGAUGA